Molecule: messenger RNA, 1992 nt
Organism: Ostreobium quekettii
Lineage: Eukaryota; Viridiplantae; Chlorophyta; Ulvophyceae; Bryopsidales; Ostreobiaceae
Source: the annotation of a GenBank genome assembly
AUGGAGUUGCUGCCGCCGGUGUCGCCGCAGGUCUCCUGGCGCUCGGAAUCGGACUUCCUGCUGCGCAAGAAGGUCAUCGAUCAAAUUCGGGCGAUCUUCGGCCAGCGCCAAGCGUCCGCGCUCGUCCACGCCGGCUUCCCCGACUUUGUGAAGCGCCUCGAGCUGGUUUUGUACAAGAGCGCAGCCUCCAAGGAGGAGUACAGCAAUCCCGUGACGCUGCUGGACCGCCUGAAGACAGUGGCGUCCCAGCUGCAGUCCCCCAGGCCGCCCGCCGCCCCCGGCUUCCCCCAGGAAGGCGGCUUCCUCCCCCCGGACCUGUCCACCCCCUUCGCCACGCGCGAUGACGCGGCAUUCCGGGGCACCUGCGGAGGGCAGGCCAUGAGGAGCGCGUCGGACGUUUUCAUGCCCGCUCUGGACGACCCCUCCUUCCUGGAUCCCAGCCAGCGACCCAUGCCAGGCUUCCUGGGCGGCCCGGAGCUGCCCGGCGGCGUGGGUCACCCCCACGGCGCCCUGGCCGGCGACAAGAAGGCGCGGUUCAUGUCGAUGAUGCAGCCGGAGGCCGCCGCCAAGGCACUGAUGUCGUCCGAUAUGUCGGAGGACGGGUUCGUGUCGCACUUCGGCGAAACGUGGUCCACGUCCGGCGCGUCGUCGGUUGCGUUCGCGGGCGCGCCGGACUCCUCGCUGCUGCUGGGUGACCCCUCGCAGAUGUGGUACUCGGACGAGCUGGACAUGGGGCCGGACCACGGGAUGGAGACGCACUCGGGUGCCAGUCUGGACAGCGCGCCCAGGACGCCCCAGGGAGGAUUCUCGGGCGUCUCGCGCCCUGCGGCGGGCAGCAGAUGUGCUCAAAUUCCAGACUUGCCAAGGCGAGCUUCAUGCCUGUCAGAGUACGGUGGCAUUAGCAUGUCUCCAUGCAUGGACAGCGUGAACUUGUCCCCUCGGGUGGACGGUGUCACUGUCACUCCUCACCUGUCCCCUCGGAUUGGCGAAGGCGAAUUUUUGGGUCCUCCCCAUGCCUGGAAGCAGGACGAGGCUGCCAUGUGGGAGGUAACGGCAUCAGGGCAGGGGCCUCUGGCAGGGCGCCAAGAUUCGAGCCAGCAGCUGUUCACUGGUCCACAGCUUUGCCCAUCCUCAAGCUGGAGCGAUCCCACAGGAACGUGCGGCAGCAGCAUCGGCAUCAUGAACGGGCCAACGCUGGUUGGGUACAAUGACAACCUGCGCACUGGAACCACCCAAGCGAUGCGCCCUGGUCCUGUACCAGGCCUCAAUAACCGUUUUGCUGGGGUCGUCCCAGUGCAAGGGCCACCUGGCAGGGACCUGGCAGCAGAGGCAAGUAUGCCAGGGAUCACGCCACCACUGGAGUAUUCCGGUGCGGGUGUGAUGGGCGGACAGCAGCCUGCAGGGACGGAAAAGCUGGGAACAGGACUGCAGGUUCCUGUGUCCGAUGGCAGGGCUGGCAGGGAUUCGAUGGGUGAAGAGUUCUUGAAGUCAGAGGGCCAGAUGAGGAAGUACACGCUCAGCCGCAUAGCCGAGGCAAAGGCAGUGGAACCGAAAAAAUGCAAGCUCCUGGGAGACAUUCCAGAGAAUGCUGUGGCUGGGUGCAGCAUGCCCGGUGCUGGAGCAGAUGGUUGUGACAGUAAGCAAGCAAGGCAGGUGGCCAAGAACAGCAUGCUCCCCCCGCGCCCGACCCAUUCAGGUAGCCCCAGGGAUGUGACGAAGUUCUCAUUUCCACACCGGGCCAUUGCGGAAGGGUCGCAGGAGGGGAUGAGCAGCAACAGUGGUGCGAAAGACGAACUGGUGCAUGCAUACAGUUGCAAGAGACAAGCAUGUAGCCUGAUGUGCCACCACCUCAGGCUUGUGUUUGAUCAUGCCAAGACAUGUGCUAAUCGAAAGCCAACAUGUGGGAAUUGUCGGUGGCUGGGCAUGCUGCUCAGCCUGCAUGCAAGAAACUGCCAUGAUCCGGACUGCCCUAUGCCUUGCUGCAAAAAAUAG